Fusarium keratoplasticum is the source of this 357-nucleotide messenger RNA. RefSeq lists its product as uncharacterized. The transcript is spliced from 2 exons. Lineage: Eukaryota; Fungi; Ascomycota; Sordariomycetes; Hypocreales; Nectriaceae. The record is from RefSeq and is a predicted model, not a curated record. Bases 121 to 357 code for a protein of 78 amino acids.
CAUCAUCAGCAUCAACACACAAGCAUCACUGCCAAUCACCACUACAAGGCACAACAGGAGCCUCAAUCAUCAACUCACAACCACUACAACCACCUACAAAAAACCCCCACAUCCUUCAAAAUGCUUCCCAUCGUCAAGGCCGCCGCUGCCCCCAAGGUCGUCCCCGUCUUCUUGACCAUCGGCAGUGCCACCAUCGUCGGCUCCUACGUCCGCUCUCAGCUCAAGACCCAGUCUCGCACCUUUGAUCGCCAGUUUAGUCAGUACAACACAAAGGAGAGCGAGGCUGUGAGGGCAAAGACCUUUGAUGGAAAGGUUCCCGACCCCCGAACCAGCUUCUUUAACAUUCUCGGCUGGUAA